Molecule: messenger RNA, 7148 nt
Organism: Brienomyrus brachyistius
Lineage: Eukaryota; Metazoa; Chordata; Actinopteri; Osteoglossiformes; Mormyridae
Product: brevican core protein-like
Exons: 11
Coding region: 1845-5312 (1155 amino acids)
Biological process (GO): cell adhesion
Molecular function (GO): hyaluronic acid binding; signaling receptor activity
Source: RefSeq, a predicted model, not a curated record
CUGUCUCGCGCCGUCCUGCUAGAUGACCCAGAAUAACACGAGCUAACAAAUCGACCCCCGACAUAGCUAAAAAUUCUGAGCCCCUGUAAAGUGCUGGGCCAUCUGAAUCUGCCUGGCUAUCCACGUCCCUAUUGCGCCCCCUGCUGACCACACCUUAACAUCCUUUUUGUCGUUGUAGCAUUUUGCUAACUGUAAACAGCCCGGCCUGCCUCGCAUGCCGAACGUUUCUCCGCAGCGCCAGCCUGCCGGCAGCUGAGUGCUCCCGCUUUGCGUGGCCUCCUGCUGAGUGGAGCCUGAGAGCAUCAUUCCUUGCUGUUUAGAGUUUACUUUGCAUGCAGGCCUUAAUUAGUGCCGUUUUGGUGGAAAAAUGAAGCUCACCGCUGGUGCUCUCACUUGCACACAGGCCAACCAGUACACAGGAUGUAAAUAAAUAUGCAUGAGACUACUUGGGGCAGACAAGUGACAUAAGUGUGACAUCAAUAUUUAUAAGGCUACCUGAUGCUAAGGACCGUCUAAAUGACCCUCCGAACGGUUACAUCAGUGGUAUCUGCAAGCCAUAAUCAAAGGUUUGAAGAGUUUCUUUCAUUCUUCAAAGUCAGUGUGAGUCAAUAGCCCAUCAAAAGAAACGAACAGAUGACAAAGCCUAGCUUUUUGUAUCUUUCUUUAUUUUGUUUAGCUAGUAAGCUAGUUACAGUUAAUCGGAGAGUCUUUGAAUUAUUUGAGCUUCGCUCGAAAAACACAAGAAUAAUUUUUUGAUUCGGACUGAGAUACAGGUUAGUGCACGCAGUGUUUAUUUUCAGUGAGACAUAAAGCAGAGAUAUAAAGGAAUACAGGCCUUAAAUGUUUUGUCUGUGAGGGAAUCUAUCAUUUUGGUUUAUUUCAGACGCUGGCAAGACUGAAGCUCUGAAAUGGUCAGUGCGAUAAUGUUCAAGGUGAUCAGACAGCGAUGCAGUUAAUAAGAAGGGAUUUUUAAGGGAUUGCUGAUGUGAGUCAAGGUUCAAGGUACUUUGUUGUCAUCAGCAGCUGUGUAUACAUACAAAGUGUGACGAGACAGUCUUUCUCAAAGGACCGGGGUGCAACAUUCAUCGACAUAAAACAAAAAUACAAUGUGCACUCGAGCAAAAAUAACACUAAACAGCGUGGCAAUAUGCAAUAUAGGGUGAUGGGGCGUUGGGGUAUUUCAGUCCACAUAAAUCUAAAUAUGACCGGCGUGGUGUGAGGUUGAGACUCGUGUAUCACUGGCUGAUCGCACGUGACAGCGAUGUACUCACUAAGCAGGACUAAGCUGUUGUUGAGAGUCUGUGGGAAGUGACCCCAGAAAAAGUAAUGAACCAUCCUUGGACAGGACUCACGGUGGCAGUCAGUGGCGUAUUUUGUAGGAGUCGCGGGCCCUCAGGGGUGACGGAAUAUGAUAAUGGGACUUAACCUGAUUACAUCCUGGUGACUUUAGCAUCAUGCUAGUUAGCAAUGCCGUCACUCAGUAUCUUUAUUUCCCAGAAGUCAAAGCGCUGUAUGUCUCCUCAGGAAUAGCCUGACUUGGGGCAGGGUUUGCGGUGUCCAUUGUUUUCCAUCUGGCUGCAUCCUGCUUGAAACCAGCUUGGUUCAGCAAUGUGUAUAAUGGGGGGGGGGCAAUUCAACAAGGUUGCUCAGAAUAAGGAGACGGCAUAGGGGGCUGGUUGAGCUGCAUGUACCUUCCCUUGGCCUUGCGUGACCCUCCCACGUCACAAGUGGCCAGAGAACGUCGCAGAAGCACCUGCAAAACUGCUGCCUUUGCAGCCUGAUGCGCCGUUGAUGUUGCUGUCUUCGUCAACACCGCUGUGAAAUAAAACAGGUAUCCCAUUCAGAUGCCACGACAAGGGUGUUACGGUGACAUGGAUGGGUACCCCGGAGUGAGGAAUUAUGGGACGCAGGACCCCGAGGAGCUGUUUGACGUGUACUGCUACGUGGAAAACAUAGACGGUGAGGUGUUCCAUAGCUCUGUCCCACAGCGCUUCACACUGGAUCAGGCCAAAGCCUUCUGCGAGAACGCAGGUGCUGAGCUGGCCACCACUGGUCAGCUAUACGCAGCCUGGAACGACGGCCUGGAUCACUGCAACCCGGGCUGGCUGGCGGAUGGCAGUGUGCGCUACCCCAUCGUCAACCCUAGGGAUCGGUGUGGAGGCAACCAGCCCGGGGUCAAAACCAUCUAUCGCCACAGUAACCAGACGGGCUUCCCUGAGCCGCACAGUCUGCAUGACGCGUACUGCUUCAGAGGCAACGGAAGUCCUCACACCGAUUCUCCCAUGGAUUACUUCGCCACUGAGCCGGAAGACAUAGGCCAGUACAUAGUGACCUUAAUGGAGCCUCUUGAGGAGAUCAGCCUAGGUCAAGUGACAGAACAACAAGAGAGAGAGGCCCAGGGUGCACUGGAGUCGUUCUCAGUACGUGGUGGUAGGCAGGGACCCUCCACUACCAUGGCCUCCAGCGGUAAUCUGCCCUCCUUUGGUGAUUCUAAGUCCCAAGUCACCCCAUUAUCCAAUCCCCAGAGUUUACAACCCACUAGUGACACCUGGGUUCCUGUACAGGAGACUAAGAUCCACAUACAGCACCAGGUCCCACAGGAAGUUCAUUUGGACUCUCAUGAGUCAGUCCUUGCCGCUGGAACACCGGGAGACAAUCCCAAGCAUUAUCAGCCCACGCCCGUCACGAACCCGGAAGCCGAUGACUUUUCUGAAGAAUAUCACAGGCUUGAUAAAAGCACACCAGCCAUCACCCUGGAGGUCCCAGUGCCCACCUCAGUGACUGAAUAUUCAGGAGACUCUACGCAUGAUCAAGGCAUGCCUGAGACAAAUGCAGAACCCAAUCAUGCUUUUGUGACCCCUGAUAGCAACACAAUCAUAAAGCUAGAAGAAGACACGGAGGGGCCCACUGCAAAUUCUCCUGUUCCCACAACAAACACUGGUGCAUCAGGGAGUGAAACCACCUUGCUUGCUAGCAUCCCAGAUGUACAUUCAGAAAGUGGGGCACCCACCUUUUUGUAUAGCCCCUCAGAGAGCUCUCCGCAGCAACAGGAGACCACCACUGCAUCAGGCUACCUAUCGGCCUCAUUUGCAGUCAACAAUACACAAGAGUUGGAGGAGAUGGUAGCAGGAGGAAUUGAGGGAACAUCUACUGCUCUUGAUUCCCAAGCAGGUAACCUGACUGAAGGCCAUGCUGCAGCUGAGAGACCUGAGGAGGUCGGAUCUGGUGAUGUAAUCGGGCCAGACGGGAUUCCAGCUUCCCUAUUCACCUCCCCUACCCCUGUCAGUGUGUCCCAUCUCACCUCCCAAAGUGUACCAGGACCCAGUGAGCCUGGUGAACUCGAGGCCCAUCGUCCAGAGACCAUUGUCCCACCUGGGUAUGGGCACCAAGAUGACCUAGAGAAGUAUGCCAUGGACCCCACAGUGGCAGAUGUGCAGGAGUCUCCAGAGGGCAGUGUUGUGCAGGAGUCUCCAGAGGGCAGUGUUGUGCAGGAGUCUCCAGAGGGCAGUGUUGAGCAGGAGUCUCCAGAGGGCAGUGUUGUGCAGGAGUCUCCAGAGGGCAGUGUUGUGCAGGAGUCUCCAGAGGGCAGUGUUGAGCAGGAGUCUCCAGAGGGCAGUGUUGUGCAGGAGUCUCCAGAGGGCAGUGUUGUGCAGGAGUCUCCAGAGGGCAGUGUUGUGCAGGAGUCUCCAGAGGGCAGUGUUGAGCAGGAAUUUCCAGAGGGCAGUGUUGUGCAGGGGUCUCCAGAGGGCAGUGUUGUACAGGAGUCUCCAGAGGGCAGUGUUGAGCAUGAGUCAGUUGGUGAUCAGCUGGAGUCUACGAGCCAACCCAAUCAGUUUGAUGGCAGCACCACACAUUCAAGGGAAUCCACAGAGGCACAUUCAGUCUCUGGUGAAGGCCCUAAUAAUACUGAAUCUCUACAUCUGUUUGCAUUGCCAACAUCACUCAUUGAUUCUGAAGUGGAAACCAACAAAUCGACCAACAGCUCGGAUGCAGAAUCCCCUUCCUCUGACCACAUGGAGGAUGAGGGACCUCAGUUGCUUACUGAAGUUCCAUUCCAAGAUGUUGUGGUGACAUUGCUACCUAAAGAAGCCCAAACCCUCGGCUGGGACAUGCAGCCAUCCACUGCCACACCACAGGAAUCACAUGCCGAUGUGGAAUACAGUGGUGAUCAUCUGGCCAGCAGGCUGGAUCUGCUUCCAGAGAGCUCUGUGGAACCCAGCCUCUUGACCGAGAUUAAGCAGGACUCCCUGGUCACCGUCACCAGUUACCCCACUUCCGCUGCAGCCAGUUCUGCAGAAUGGCACUUCGAGCCCCCAGGCCAAUCCACUACCCAUCUACCCCAAGGAUCCAUUAACCAAGAAGAGCAUCUAUCGGAAGACCUGCCCAAUGCGUCUGCCCCCCCGCUCAUAAUGGACACGUACAAGACUGAGAUUGAGUUUGCAGCCACCCGGGUUCCCACCUUGGGGAGCCUGCCCAAUGAAAAGUCCAUGGUGGGGAGGGCCAAGAAUGUCUCAGACCCCUGCCUGGAAAACCCCUGUUCCAACGGGGGCACCUGCGUAGAAGAGAAGGGGUCCGUCAAGUGCCUCUGUCUGCCCACCUACGGGGGAGAGCUUUGCCAGACGGAUAUGGAGCGCUGUCAGGCCGGCUGGGACAAGUUCCAGGGCUUCUGCUACAAGCACUUCUCGGGCAGGCAGAGCUGGGAGGCGGCAGAGCAGCAGUGUCGCCUUUUCGGCGCCCAUCUGAUCUCCAUCAUGACACCUGAGGAGCAGGACUUCAUUAACGAUAACUACAAGGAGUACCAGUGGACUGGACUGAAUGACAAAACCAUUGAGGGGGACUUCCGCUGGUCUGACAGCAACCCACUGCUCUAUGAGAACUGGUACAAAGGUCAGCCCGACAGCUACUUCCUGUCUGGGGAGGACUGUGUGGUGAUGGUGUGGCACGAUGGGGGGCGCUGGAGCGAUGUUCCCUGCAACUACCAUCUAUCCUACACUUGCAAGAGGGGUACCUCCUCCUGUGGCCAGCCACCAACCGUCCGCAAUGCCCGGGUGUUUACCAAGCUGCGCAACCGCUAUGAGACCAACUCGGCCGUCCGCUACUACUGCGUGGAAGGCUUCCUGCAGAGGCACAAUCCCGUGGUCAGGUGUCUGCCCAGCGGCAAGUGGGAGGAGCCUCAAAUUGUUUGUAUCGCCGCAUUCCCAGGUUCGGAGAGGCUAGAGCAAGCACCCUCCGGUGACGUCACAGGUCCGACCGCGGAUUCGGUGACGAAGAAGUCCGUCCUGGAAUACUUUGACAUCAAGUGGAAUUUUUGACCUUCUUCUCAGUCACCCUCAGCCCGCCCCCACCCUCAAAACCCAGCCUAGAAACAUCCCCUCCUUCAUGUCCUACACAUGCUGGACUCUGGUUUGUAAAGUAAUUGACCUCAAGGAGGCCCCCGCUCACCUGUUUCCGUACCGCCUCCCUCCCAACGUGCGCCUUCCAGUCAUGGUGGGCUGAUGGGGCUCAUUCAGGGUUGCCAUGGCAUUCUAGCAUUAAGGUCCAUUAAAUACAGUUGUCCGACUGCCAGACUGGUAAUGAUUCUUCGUGGGUUGCCAUACUGGAUGUACGCUUACCGGCAUUGUACUCACUCAUGUGUGAUCAUUUAUUUUUUUUUCUUUCCAAAUGUUUGUGUUUACAGCUUCAGUGACCUUGUGGGUUCAAGGCGAAACAGGACGGGUGGAGAUUCUGUCCUGAUUCUCCCAGCAGCCUUUGCUGCAGACAUAAGCUGGGCCCCUUGAAAUACUGCCUAAACCCAGUUCAUAUGUCAAACUAGAAAAUCACGAUGAGCCCCAGUCCUGUUGGUCACCCACCUUCCGGCACGGGCAUUUUAUUUUGUUAGUUAUUUUAGGUAUUUCACCGGCUUCGUCUUCCAUUAACUCCUUUAACAGAAGUCAGCCUCAGGGCCAAAACUGCGUUACCUUGCUUUACGUUUUGGACCAUAAUGUUAAGUCAUACUGGAUCUGUGCUGUGCUGUGCUGUGCUGUGCUGUGCUUGGUGUACAGUAUUAUUUACACUGGGAGCUUAUCAGGAGGACCAAAAGCCUGAUUCUGUCAUAGCUGUAGCAUGUCUCCUCUGUCAGCCCUCUUAUGUACCCUCUUACUGCCCACCCCCCAUACCCCCCCCCCCAAAAAUACCUGCCAACGAUCAGUGAUCCAUCUGCCCUCAGAAGAGGAAACCAGUGCCAAGAUUUGCAUUGUGACUCCAAAGCAAAAAUUCUUAAUAUGACUAAUGUUCAAAAUCUUCAUAAUAUAAAAAAAAAAAAAAAACUUAAAAAUGAGUUUAAUUUCAGUGAUGGAUUAAACUUUACCAGGCCUGAUAUUCAAGUAACCAGACAUUUUUAUAUUCACAGUACGCAGUAUAAUUGGGUCACGAAUAAAUUGUAUUAAUAAUUUCUCAAAAAAAAUCACAUUGACACAGUUCUAUGGAAAGCUUUAUGUUGUAAUAAAGUAACAUAGAAUAAAGUAACUCCUUUGCAUAAAUCAAUAGCCAAUGAACUCCAACGGAUUCACUUUUAAUUGUGGUACUGUUUGUAAUUGUAAACAACACAGAAAUGUUUAAAGUUCAUGUUUAAAUAGAUUUCAAACAACAUAAUAAUCAAUACUGCAUGUUGAAUUCAAAUGAAAACCAGCCGAAUUCUGCGUAAGUUAGUUAAUGUUCCAGCACUUGUCUGUAGCCCUGUUAUACAGUGUGACGAAUGUUUUUGUAAAGAGCCUUUUCUCAAUAUGCCUCCAUUAUGAAAUUUUUAAUAGUUUUUAAAAUAUUUUAAUAUUUUUAGAGAUGUGUACCUUAAAGCAUUGGUUUGUACUGGACAGUUAGUGUAUUACCUUACAAGUUAAUGUAUGGCCAUAUUAAUCCAUAGUACUUGCAUCUGCGACAUGUAAACUCUCUGUGCUGCCAUAAAAACCCAUUUUGAACAUUACAAUGGGGUGAAUUAUAUUUUCAAAAUGUAUCACCAAGGUGCUGACUACCCUGAACAGACAACGCUCCUGCAAUGCUAUGGGCUUUAUCGUGAGGCACGCUGACUCGCUAAGGUCGUGAAUUUGCAUUUUCAGACCUCUUAGGUAGAAGUUAGUACAUCCUGCCCAAAACAGCAUGAGGUAUAUAGUGUU